Lodderomyces parapsilosis is the source of this 582-nucleotide messenger RNA. Its product is annotated as chromatin-binding transcription coactivator. The transcript has a single exon. Gene Ontology annotation, cellular component: transcription regulator complex; nucleus. The coding region runs from base 1 to 582 and encodes 193 amino acids. Lineage: Eukaryota; Fungi; Ascomycota; Pichiomycetes; Serinales; Debaryomycetaceae. The record is from RefSeq and is a predicted model, not a curated record. Gene Ontology annotation, molecular function: transcription coactivator activity; DNA binding. Gene Ontology annotation, biological process: positive regulation of transcription initiation by RNA polymerase II.
AUGGCAUACAAGAGAUCAUAUGGCGGCUCAGCCAAGUCCACGCAACAACAAGAUAACCCGCCAGAAACAAUCAUAAACCUAGACGCCAAAAAGCGAGUUACUGUGCGUAAAUUCAACAAUGUUAAUCUAGUUGACAUUAGAGAGUUCUAUACUGAUGCAAAUGGCGAUCAGAAACCUGGUAAAAAGGGGAUAUCAUUGACUGAAGACACGUAUUACAAGUUGAUUGAUGCUCAUAAUAGGAUUCAACAUGCUUUGGAUGGGUUGAAUGGAGGAGCCGCGUCGAAAAAGGCUAAAAUCGAAAAGAGUGGUAGAGAGGAGUCCGAACCAGUGAAAAAGGAGAAGAAGGACGUAAGGAAGGAGAAGGGCAAUGAUGCUGACGAGAAGGGGAAAGAGAAAUUGGAACAACGUAGAGUAGCCGCAAUUAGUGGUGAAGAGAAAGACGCGGGUGAUUCAGUCGCGAUCGCAGUCGAAGUCGAUGACAAUGAUAAUGCUGAUGGUGAUUUCGUUGCGGGUGAUGAUGAAGGCGAAAAAAAGGAUGAUCGUGAAGAAGAAGAAGAAGAAGUCAGUGAGGCAGAUGAUUAA